Messenger RNA from Tachysurus vachellii, 2085 nucleotides. It is a transcript of the gene gnav1, whose product is annotated as guanine nucleotide binding protein (G protein) alpha v1. Lineage: Eukaryota; Metazoa; Chordata; Actinopteri; Siluriformes; Bagridae. Bases 666 to 1751 code for a protein of 361 amino acids. The record is from RefSeq and is a predicted model, not a curated record. Gene Ontology annotation, cellular component: heterotrimeric G-protein complex. Gene Ontology annotation, biological process: adenylate cyclase-modulating G protein-coupled receptor signaling pathway. The transcript is spliced from 9 exons. Gene Ontology annotation, molecular function: G-protein beta/gamma-subunit complex binding; G protein-coupled receptor binding; GTPase activity.
UCAGGUGACAGGAGACUGUGGGUGACGUCACUUCCCGUCGAAACCUGAGCCGUCCAUAGACACUAAUUUCCCCGUGAUUCGGUUUAACUGGAGGUUUGUGUGUGAAUCACAGUGACCGUGAAUCUGUAGGUGUUCGGGGACGAGGACAAGUGGAAACAGCGGAUUAAAGGUUAAACUUUCUGUAAAAGUUUUUUUAUGUUUUGGAGGACGGAGCUGAGCGGAAACAAUAAUCACCAAACUGUCACUUAGAGACAGACAGAGACAGAGAGAGAGAGAGAGAGCGAGAGAGAGAGAGAGAGUAAAGUUUAACUUUAUUGUGAACGGUUUUUUGUAAACCGCUGGAAAGUUCGGUUGCGCGCGACCGGACUGAAGAUUCUGAAGAGAGCGCGCGCUCUGUGUGUGUGUGUGUGUGCGCGUGUGUGUGUGUGUGUGUGUGUGUGUGUGUGUGUGUGUGUGUGUGUGUGUGAGAGAGAGAGAGAGUGUGCGCGUGUGUGUGUGUGUGUGUGUGUGUGUGUGUGUGUGUGUGUGUGUGUGUGUGUGUGUGUGUGUGUGUGUGCGUGCGUGCGUGCGCUAGAGAGAGAGUGUCCCAGGACGCUGCUUAGUUGAACAUCCCGAUGAGAAAGAUCUGUGUGUGUGUGAGAGAGAAAUGUGUGUAAGGCGCAGACAUGGGUCUGUGUUUGGGCUCCGAGGUCACGGAGGAAGGAAAGAAGGCGAAACUUCACAGCUCAGAGAUCGACCGAGAGCUUUACGAGCAGGCGAAGAGAGAGAUGAACGUGGUGAAGGUCCUGCUGCUCGGAGCUGCUGAGAGUGGUAAGAGCACACUGGUCAAACAGAUGAAGAUAAUUCACAGCAACGGCUUCACCAACCAAGAGCUGAGCAGCUUUAAGCCGGCCGUGUUGGACAACCUGCUGAUGUCGAUGAAGUUUGUGCUGCACGGGAUGGGCGUGCUCCGGAUUAACCUGGCCAACAGCAAGAACAAGGUCCAUGCCCACUCUGUACUGUCAUGUGGGCGGUGCUUUGAUGAAGAGCAGGUGCUUUUCCCAUUCAUAAGCCACGCCCUUUCUUGCCUGUGGGCAGAUCAGGGGGUGCGGUCUGCAGCGGCGCGAGGCUAUGAGUAUGAACUCAAUGAUUCUGCACUCUACUUUUUCGAUAACAUGACCCGGAUCGUGUCGCCGGACUACGUUCCCACGGAGAUGGACGUGUUGCGAGUCAGAAUUCGGACCACAGGCGUCAUCGAGACUCAGUUUAAAGUGAAACACCUGGUGUUCAGGCUGUAUGACGUCGGAGGCCAGCGGACGGAGAGGAGGAAGUGGAUCAGCUGUUUCGAGGACGUCAGGGCCGUACUGUUUGUCGUGUCUCUGAGCGGGUACGACAUGACGCUGGUGGAGGAUCCGUCCAUGAACAGACUGCAGGAGAGCCUCAGGCUAUUUUCCUCCAUCUGCAACAAUGUGUUCUUUAGGAGCACCUCAAUGAUUUUAUUCAUGAACAAAAUCGAUCUUUUCCAAGAGAAGAUCCUUCACUCGGGUCGUCACCUCAGAUAUUACCUGCCGCUCUACAGGGGUGCGGACUGCGAUGUAGAUUCUGCUGCUCGCUUCAUCGCCUCCAUGUUUGUCUCUCAGAAUGCCAUGCCCAGGAAACUGAUCUAUUACCACUUCACCACGGCGACAGACACCUCCAAUGUGCAGGUGGUGUUCCAGGUGGUAAUGGACACCAUCAUGAAGGAGAACCUGGAGGCAGUUUCACUGCUCUGACAUCCACACACACUCAACUCAUUGCCCCACCCCCUAUGUGAAGCUGUCAGAAGUACAGACAGACAGACAGACAACCCUGAUGCUUUGCUGAGCUGUCCGAGGUGCUGAACCUCAACGCACUCAGCGCAUGGAACAACCAGGCCGUGUGUGACAGCGUGGAGAGAAACACAGAAGAAACCUGGAGAUACCGAGACAUACGGAGGGACUGAGAUGUUAGAGAAAAAGAGAAGAGUGAUGUAUAUCGAGAGACAGAUUAGGACGGAUCUGUAGAAAGAUAAAUAAAUAUAUUCAGAUAAACAGAGAGAGGGAAGAAAUGGACUUGAGUGGGGGGUGG